ACGAAAAUCAAAACAUUGAAUGAUUGACUGAUUCAGCCAUUUCAGGAUAUCUCUGUACAGAAUAAGCCAAACAGGACAAUGCCUGGGUUUCCAAGGUUUCAGUGUCCAAAUGGUUCCAACUUUUCUCCCAGAUUUCAUCAAAGAGGUCUAUCUCCAAAUCAUCAUAACUUCUAUACCCCACCGCGUCACCCAUCACCAAGACAGCAGGUUUCAUACUCUGAUAUGAAUGUCUUCAAUAAUGGUCCGAGAAGACUGCAAGCAGCAAACUUUGGCAAGAAUACCUUUCAUUCUCCACCUAACUUUAAUUCCCCACCUCCCCGACACCAGAUUUCCUAUGCAGAUUCAGACAUGUUUACACCAAAUUCUGGACAACAAAAGAUUGUCAAAAAUGGAGGUGUUACUCAACAACAGUUUAAUCCACAGUGGCAAAACCCUCCACCUAGAUUUGCUCCUCACCAACAGAAUGGACACCACUGGCAGAAUAAUGGAAGUCAAAAUUGUCAGUGGGGAAAUACUUCCCAAAAUGGAAUUAACUUGAAUUGUCAUAGGAAUUUCACAAGUAAUGGUGUGGAUGGUAGUACAGCAAAUCACAAUCAGAAUAGAAACAAGAAACCUUGGUCCAAUAAUAUCUGGAACAAUCUACCAAAAGAUUCCAACAGAAACCAGGAGCACUUUCAGAAGAAGAAGAAGAAGCCUAAAGUAGACAAAAGAGAUCUGGCAGAAAAUAAUGUUUAUUUCUGUGACACUUGUGACAGAGGAUUUAAAAUGCAGGAGAAAUACAGGGAACACAUUCAGAGUCACGUCAAGUGUCACCAUGAAGGUUGUUCUUAUACAGCUCACCCAAAACUUGUAAGACUCCAUAACAGAACACAACAUUUUAGUGGGCUAGCAUCAAAGAUAUGGAAACUGGAGUCCCCGGAGGACAUUGAAAAAUGGAGACAAGAAAGGAGAAAAAAUUUUCCAACUGCUGAAAAUGUUCAGAGAAAGAAAGAAAUUCUGGAGGAGAAAAAAGCCAGGGGUGAAGUUAUAGAAACCAAAACAUUUGGUAAAAUGAAGAAUAAAGGUGGAAAGAGAGAAAGAUUUGGAAAAGGGAGAAACCGGAGACAAAAGAACAACAGGAAUAACUUCUCAUUAGAAGAUGUUAAGAAGGAAAGUCCCCCCAAGUCAGAGGAAAAUGUUGAUAAAGAAGGCAUGAAGAAAUUUGAUGGGGACCCACUGUCAAUGUUAGAAGGAUUAGAGGAAGUUACUCAGGAGUCAGACAGACCAGUCUCAGCAAUAGGAGGACUUGCUACAUUGAUGGCCAACUAUAGUGAUAGUGAUGAGGAGAUAGCUACACAAACAGACUCACAAAUAAAUAAACGUGCCAUUGUUGAAGAUGCUGAACAUGUAGAGAAGAGCCUGUCUGGUGAACUGAAGAAUAAAAGAUCACGAAAACGAAAGAGACAGAGAAGAAAUGGCCAAGAUAAUGACGGCAAUAGUCAGCCCAAAGUCCGCAAAUCUACCCUACUGGAAAAGCUACUGGCACCAGACAUAAGAAGGGAGAGGAAUCUGAUUCUGCAGUGUGUGUAUCAUAUAGUAAAGGAAAACUUCUUUGGAGUCGGGAGUCAAAAAGAGGGAAAUUCUCAAAAGUCAAAAACUACAUCUAAUAACAAAACCGAUAAUCUCUCAAUUGAAAACUGUGGAACUGACAGUGAUAAUAAUAUGGUGAAAGAUUGUAAAACAAAAUCUUUCACUGAAAUUCCUGCAGAAAGAACUGAUGAGCAACUAAAUUUUACCAGAAAUCAAGACAAUGAGUGCAUUAUUGAUGAUUAUGUCUGGGAAUAAAUUGUUCUUACAGUUUAAAUGACUUGUUGAUAAGAAUUAUAUCAAACCAUUAAAUAUUAUU
Messenger RNA from Saccostrea echinata, 1885 nucleotides. Its product is annotated as FMR1-interacting protein NUFIP1-like. The coding region runs from base 79 to 1824 and encodes 581 amino acids. Gene Ontology annotation, molecular function: RNA binding. Gene Ontology annotation, cellular component: nucleus. Lineage: Eukaryota; Metazoa; Mollusca; Bivalvia; Ostreida; Ostreidae. Gene Ontology annotation, biological process: box C/D snoRNP assembly. The transcript is spliced from 10 exons. The record is from RefSeq and is a predicted model, not a curated record.